Schistocerca serialis cubense is the source of this 1374-nucleotide messenger RNA. Its product is annotated as cholinesterase-like. The record is from RefSeq and is a predicted model, not a curated record. The coding region runs from base 1 to 1374 and encodes 457 amino acids. Lineage: Eukaryota; Metazoa; Arthropoda; Insecta; Orthoptera; Acrididae. The transcript has 9 exons.
AUGAAGCCGAGCCGUUCAUCGUUUGCAUCGUUAAUGCUCCUCGCUUUUGCAGUCUUCGCCAAGGGAGAGGAUGUGCUGGUGACCGUUGAGCAGGGUGGUCUGCGAGGAACCACAGACACGAGCGUCUACAACACCUCUUACACGGCCUUUCUGGGCAUCCCGUACGCUGUGCCGCCACUGGGGAAACUGCGUUUCCAGGUAAUAGUUCAGCUGACUAGAAGUUUCCUGAGCACGGGAGACGCUGUCGCCCCUGGCAACGCGGGUCUUAAGGACCAGCAGCUGGCGCUGACCUGGGUGCAGAGGAACAUCGCGAGCUUUGGCGGCGAUCCUCAGCAGGUCACAAUAUUCGGACAAAGCGCCGGUGGCGUCUCCAUCUCUCUGCAUUUUGUCUCACCGAUGUCCUCAGGUCUGUUCUCACGAGCCAUUAUGCAGAGUGGGAACUUCAUCGGCCGACAUCCACGCUCGACUGCAGCAGCACGCACUCAUUCUUUGAGACUUGGCGCAGCCCUCGGCUACGAAACAGACGAUUCGCAACAGCUGCUCGACUUUCUGCAGUCUGUGAACGCUACAGACCUUCUGGUAGACGACUCACUCAUCCAGACAGAUGAGGAGAAGAAGCAGAUUAUAAGCGUUCUAUGGGCGCCAAAUAUCGAGCCAGACCUGGAGGGUGCUUUCCUUUCUGACUCCCCCAUCCAGAUGCUCAUCGACGGCCGCUUCAGCAAGGUGCCCGUCAUGACAGGCACUACUUCCGCCGAGCUUGGAUUCAGAAUUCUUGAAGACUCUGAGCUGAUUGACAGUCUGAACGAAGACUUUGCAGCUGUGGUGGGUCCCAGCCUUCACCUGCCCACGGCAGAACAGCAGACAGAGGCCGCCUACAAGUUGAAGGAUUUCUACUUUGGCAACAACACUCUUUCUGUCGAUAAUCCAGACCCUUUGGUCUAUUUCAACGACGACAUCGGAUCGUUCGACUCCAACGAUGCGUUGAUUAGAAAAGUUGUCGAGGUCUCCAACCUGACGCUCUAUUUCUACGUGUUCGACUACAGAGGAGAUAUCGUUGCCACAAACCCAUGGGGAGUGUCACAUGCAGGGGAGUUACCUAUUCUUUUUCUGAGAGAAGAUACAGAAUAUAACUUCGACCCCGACUCAGAAGAAGAGAAAGUGCGCAGAAAUAUGCUGCGUCUCUGGACGAACUUCGCAAAAUAUGGGAACCCCACCCCUGAGGCGGACCCCGUGGUGUGGGAGCCGUACGCCCUGGGCAGCCGCAGCUACCUGCUGAUGCAGGCCAACUUCUCGCUCGCACACGACAGGCUUGGCGAGCGCAUGGACUUCUGGCGCGAGAACGUGCCACUGCUGCCGUUUCCCGACACCGUAUGA